AGAUUCCGAUGUCUUGGCUCAUCCAAAACCGUGUUAGAAACACUUUCUUACGCCUGAAACCUCUUUCCUCUACCAUCAUCAAAAACCUCUCUACAUCUCCAGAGCCAUCACUUAAACAACUCGACGAAUCUUCGGAGAUAUGGAAUGUUAUCGUAGGUAGAGCAGGUGAUAGAGUCAGCGAAGACGAAGUCUUCCACCGUCUCUCAAACGAUUCACUCUGCAAAAAAGUAAACCUCUCUGAUACUUUACUCCACAAGCUUCUCCACAGGUUUAAAGAUGACUGGAGAUCAGCAUUAGGCGUCUUAAAAUGGGCAGAGUCUUGUAAAGGACACAAGAACUCAAACGAAGCUUACGACAUGGCUGUUGAUAUUCUCGGGAAAGCUAAGAAAUGGGACCGUAUGAAAGAGUUUGUGGAGAAGAUGAGAGGUGAGAAAGUUGUGACUUUGAACACUGUUGCUAAGAUCAUGAGGAGGUUUGCUGGUGGAGGUGAAUGGGAAGAAGCUGUUAAAGUGUUUGAUAGGUUAAAUGAGUUUGGUUUGGAGAAGAAUACUGAGUCUAUGAACUUGUUGUUAGAUACUUUGUGUAAGGAGAAGAGAGCUGAGCAGGCUAGAGCUGUUUUGUUGGAGUUGAAGGAGUUUAUUAAGCCGAAUGUGAAUACUUUUAAUAUUUUUAUUCAUGGUUGGUGUAAGGCUAAUAGAGUUGAGGAAGCUCUUUGGACGGUUCAGGAGAUGAAAGGUUAUGGUUUCCGUCCUUGUGUGAUUAGUUACACGACGAUUAUUAGGUGUUAUUGUUUGCAGUGUAACUUUGUUAAGGUUUAUGAGAUGUUGAGUGAGAUGGAAGCUAAUGGAUCGCCGCCGAACUCUGUUACUUAUACUACGAUUAUGUCUUGUCUUAAUGCGCAAAAGGAGUUUGAGGAGUCUUUAAGGGUAGCUGCAAGGAUGAAGAGAUCAGGGUGUGAGGCUGAUACUUUAUUCUACAACUGUUUGAUUCAUACACUUGCUAGAGCUGGGAGGGUAGAAGAAGCUGAGAGGGUUUUCAGAGAUGAGAUGAAUGAGAGUGGUGUUUGCGUUAAUACGUCUACUUAUAACUCAAUGAUUGCUAUGUAUUGUCAUCACGAUGAGGAGGUUAGGGCCGUUGAGCUUCUCAGGGAGAUGGAGAGUUUAAAGGUUUGUGAGCCUGAUGUUCACACGUAUCAUCCGUUGCUAAAGUCUUGCUUUAAGAGAGGAGAUGUGGUUGAGGUUGGGAGGUUAUUGAAAGAAAUGGUGACUAAGCAUCAUCUUAGCUUGGAUGAGUCGACUUAUACUUUUCUGAUACAGAGGUUUUGUAGAGCUGAUAUGUGUGAGUGGGCGUAUUGCUUAUUUGAAGAGAUGAUUAGCCAAGAUAUUGCGCCCAGGCAUAGGACUUGUUUGUUGCUUUUGGAUGAGGUUAAGAAGAAGAAUAUGCAUGAAUCUGUGGAGAGGAUUGAGCAUGUUAUGAAGACUGUUAAACUUACUGCGCCUGUAAUGUGAGGUUAUAAGUUAGUUACUACAAUGCUGCUGAUUCAGAAAGAAGACAAGACUAGAUCUUAUGCAUCAGAUGUUCAUUGUUAUGUUUGUUCAACCACAUUCUAGUGUAGAUUUCAAGUUCUUUGGUCAUGGAUAAGUAGAACUUGCUGAGAUAUGCAACUUAUGGAGUUGAUUGAUUCUGACAUAGUUUUAGCAAGUUUUGUUUGUUGUCUGCUUUGACUCAAAUCAUUGUAAGCGUCUCAGGAUCCAGUGUUUUGCCAGGAUUCACCACAUCGAGAGUUUAUGGGAGUGGGAUCCAAGGAAAAAUAAGCAUUGAGUUUAGACACAUACAUGUGCAUUUGGAUGCGUCCACACUCCACACCGACAGAAAGGUAGAUCCAUACUAGUACUAUUACCCAAAACAAAAUAUAUAUUUUGUUUGGCUUUUUUCCUUAUAAAGAUAAAGAUGAAAUAGUCUUCUCCAAUCCCAUAAUAAUGAUUGUUAUGCUUUAACUACAAAUCAUAAUGCACAUUUAUUGAAUUAUUGACUAUGAUAUUAUUUAUAGGGCCCUUGAGGUUUAAGCCAUCACAAUUGGGCAUUUUCUUGUUUCUAUCAAAAUUUAGAAUUGUUAAGAACCACAUGUUGUUUUAUUGUA
Molecule: messenger RNA, 2140 nt
Organism: Eruca vesicaria subsp. sativa (arugula)
Lineage: Eukaryota; Viridiplantae; Streptophyta; Magnoliopsida; Brassicales; Brassicaceae
Source: the annotation of a GenBank genome assembly